AUGGCCGCGGCGAUCCUCCGCCGCCUCAACCCCACCACCGCCACGCUCGUGGCACCGCUACUACCCCUCGCACGAGCAGCCUCCGACUCAACCUCACCGCUCACCAUCGAGACCUCCCUCCCCUUCUUCCCGCACAACAUCGACCCGCCCUCCCGCACCGUCUCCACCACCCCGGCCGAGCUGCUCGCCACCUUCCGCACCAUGGCGCUGAUGCGGCGCGCGGAGAUCGCCGCCGACUCGCUCUACAAGGCGAAGCUCAUCCGGGGCUUCUGCCACCUCUACGACGGGCAGGAGGCGGUGGCCGUCGGCAUGGAGGCGGCCAUCACGCGCCGCGACGCCAUCAUCACCGCCUACCGCGACCACUGCCUCUACCUGGCCCGCGGGGGCACCCUCGUCGCCGCCUUCGCGGAGCUCAUGGGCCGCGUCGACGGAUGCUCCAGGGGCAAGGGCGGCUCCAUGCACUUCUACAAGAAGGACGCCGGCUUCUUUGGCGGCCACGGCAUCGUCGGCGCGCAGGUGCCGCUCGGGUGCGGGCUCGCCUUCGCGCAGAGGUACAGGAAGGAGGGGACGGUCACGUUUGAUCUGUAUGGGGAUGGUGCUGCCAACCAGGGGCAGCUCUUCGAGGCGCUCAACAUGGCCGCGCUCUGGAAGCUGCCCGUCAUACUCGUCUGCGAGAACAACCACUAUGGGAUGGGGACGGCCGAGUGGAGGGCCUCUAAGAGCGCGGCGUACUACACGCGCGGGGACUAUGUGCCCGGGCUCAAGGUUGAUGGGAUGGAUUUCCUCGCGGUGAAACAAGCCUGUAAAUUUGCCAAAGAACAUGUUCUUGAGAAUGGACCAAUCAUUCUUGAGAUGGACACAUACAGAUACCAUGGCCAUUCUAUGUCAGAUCCAGGCAGCACGUACCGCACUAGAGAUGAGAUUGCAGGAAUAAGACAGGAACGUGAUCCGAUUGAGCGGGUCAGAAAGCUGAUAUUGGCCCAUGACUUGGCAACAGCCCAGGAGCUUAAGGACAUGGAGAAGGAAAUUAGGAAGGAAGUUGACAUUGCAAUUGCCAAAGCAAAGGAAAGCCCAAUGCCUGACGAAUCCGAGCUGUUCAAAAAUGUGUAUGUCAACGACUGCGGCCUGGAGUCUUUUGGGGUGGACAGGAAGGUUGUGAGAACCGUUCUUCCUUAGGCUGGCAAGCGACAAGCCUGGCUAUUUUGUACUAGUACGAUGAUACGUGCUGGGGAGGCAUAAUUCAGUCAGAACAAGGAGUCCUUGGUCGCACUGUCCGUUUUCUGCAGCUAAAUAAAUAUGUAUAUAGAGAUGCAUCAACAUUUGGAAUCUUUACCGCAUUGUAUUGCAGUCAUUUUCCAACUUCUUGUGGACGCCAGUUGAGGAUGUGCACCUUAGCUUUUGGUGUUAUCUUUUUAUUAGGGCGUCUGUCGAUUAUCAUGGUCGAUGGUUCAUGACAAAAUGAGGCAGUGUACAAUAUGCAGUUGAUUGUGUACUUUUU
Messenger RNA from Lolium rigidum, 1498 nucleotides. RefSeq names its product pyruvate dehydrogenase E1 component subunit alpha-2, mitochondrial-like. Gene Ontology annotation, cellular component: intracellular membrane-bounded organelle. Gene Ontology annotation, molecular function: pyruvate dehydrogenase (acetyl-transferring) activity. The coding region runs from base 1 to 1176 and encodes 391 amino acids. The record is from RefSeq and is a predicted model, not a curated record. Gene Ontology annotation, biological process: pyruvate decarboxylation to acetyl-CoA. Lineage: Eukaryota; Viridiplantae; Streptophyta; Magnoliopsida; Poales; Poaceae. The transcript has 8 exons.